AUGGACCAGUCAAUACACCCACCUCGGAAAAUCCUCCUUGUCGUGACAACAGGAGGAUUCACCCAUGCAGCCCCCGUGCUCGAAAUCGGUAGAGCGUUAGCAUCGCGCGGCCACACCAUCGAAUUCGCAACGCUAGAGGGCCAGGAGGACUGGAUCAGGGACAAGGGGAAGUAUGACUUCGUCACAAAAGUAUAUCUCCUAGGCCCUGGCCCGACAGACGAGCAACUAGAAGCGCACUACCGCCGCUCACAAGCAUGGGAUAUCUCCAAGGGACUCGGGGCGUCGAUGGAGUCCAAGUACAUGUUUGACUCGUUCUGGCCGCAGACUUACCACGGUCUCAAGAGGAUGAUGAAUAAUCCAAUGACUAGGCCCAGUAUGAUGAUUGCGGAUUUCUUCGUCGACGCUGUCAAGGACAUCCACGUCGAGUAUCGGUUGCCCAUUGCAGUGGUGUGGCCUAACAUGCCCUUCCUCAUGCUACCCUGUCCCUACAUUCCCGGCCAGCCGGGCUUUCAGCUUGAAGGCACGCUUACCUCCGAGACGGCGUCUAUGUGGCUGCGCAUCAAGAACGAAUUGGUCGUGGUGAUGGGGCUGAGGGCUAUAAUGAAGUGGAUGAACUGGACUAAGCGGAUGCGUCGGGCAAACGGUGUCUAUAAUCCUCCACAUCAUCUUGAGAAGCCGGAUUAUCUGGUCUUGGUGAAUUCGUUUUUUGGGAUUGAGAUUCCGCGCGAUUUGCCGCCUACGUGUGCAGCGGUGGGACCGCUUCUAAGCCCUACGUUUACGCCGUUGAAUGAGAGUUAUCAGGCAUUUCUGGAUACACAUCAGUCGGUUCUGUAUAUCUCGCUGGGCACACAUGUCAUUGUGUCUCAUCAGGAUGCUGUUAAGAUCAUGGACGGCGUUGCGCGUCUAAUGCAAGAGCAGCUAAUCGACGGAGUCAUUUGGGCUAUUGGCAAGAACAGCCGGCAGGAUCUUGACGUGAACUAUACGUUCCAAAUUAAGGGCAGCAAUAUCCAAUCGAGUGAACUGAUGAAUAACAAGCACUCCGACUGGCUCUUCCCCUUCUUCGCCCCCCAGCGCGCCAUCCUAGACCACGACUCCACCAAACUCUACUUCACCCACGGCGGCGGCUCCAGCGCCAACGAAGCCCUUUACCAUGGAAAACCAUGUAUCUCCAUGGGCUUCUUCUUCGACCAGAUCGCAAACACCACCCGACUAGUCGCAGCCGGUGUCGCGGAAUCAUUAAACAAGUUUCACUUUACUUCUGAUGAAUUGUACACCAAGGCAAAACAGAUCCUCCAUUCCGACGGCGAUGGACAUUACCAGCGCAAUGUUCUACGCAUGAAACGCAUCGCACGCAUUGCCGCAAAGCGCAGAAACUAUGCAGCAGACCUGAUCGAAGAGCUCAUGUAUGAUAAUGAACUACGUCUUGAUGAUGACGGAAAGGAAUUGCGACCUAUGCAUCUGCAGACUGCUGAUAUGCGCAUGCCGGCGUAUAAGGCUAAGAACUGGGAUUUGUAUGCGGUUAGCGCGCUGGGAGGGCUGGCAUUUGUGGGCUCGAUUUGGUUUGCAGGGAGAUUGGCAUGGAUGUCUCGUACGAGUGCUUUUGAGGGUUUAAAGAGUGUUUUCAUGUAG
This is a messenger RNA of Aspergillus chevalieri, 1629 nucleotides long. RefSeq names its product glycosyltransferase family 1 protein. The transcript has a single exon. Gene Ontology annotation, molecular function: UDP-glycosyltransferase activity. The record is from RefSeq and is a predicted model, not a curated record. The coding region runs from base 1 to 1629 and encodes 542 amino acids. NCBI's taxonomy places the organism in Eukaryota, Fungi, Ascomycota, Eurotiomycetes, Eurotiales, Aspergillaceae.